AUGGACAGGCUUGAGUGCAAGGGAGCACCCCCAUUCCCUGGGGCGCCUGGCCCCUGGCUGCGCAGACCCCUUUUCAGUCUGGAUUUAUCAGAACAGGAUUCAUUCCCUCCCUGCACUGGGCCACUGGAGGUUCCAGCCGACAGCCAUGUGUUUGUGCAGGCAGCCUUGGCCUGUCCUUCACCGAGAUGGGACCUGGCCCUGCACCGCUGCUCAGUAACACCCUCACGCCCGGCCCUGGGGCCUGCUCUGGUGCUUCUACGUGGGGGCUGCCCUGCUGACGCCUCUGUCAACUUCUCACCACCUCCACAUCCGGAUGCUGCUCGCCCCACACGCUUCAGCUUCCGCCUGCGCCCGGUAUUCAGCGCCUCAGUGCAGUUCCUGCACUGCCAGAUAAGCCGCUGCCGUCGCAGCCACCGCCACCGAGCUCUCCACCAGACACCGACGCCUCUUACCCCGCCAUAGCCGUCGCAGUGUCUGCCUCAAGAUGAGGCAUGCGCGGGCAGAGGUGAGAGCCUUGGUACCGACAGCCCCCACCUGCACACUCUGACGCAGCCCAUCGUGGCCACAGUACCUCAUCCACCCCCUAGGCCGUUUAAGAGCCUCCUCGGCAGGGCCGUGCGUCCAGAGCCGCCCGCUCCAGCCGCUGCAGCCCUGGAGUCCGCACCAGUGGUGGCGUUGGUGUUGGCCGCAUUCGUGCUGGGUGCUGCGCUGGCCGCUGGGCUCGGUCUCGUCUGCGCGCACUCAGCACCCCACCCCACCCGCCAGCCUCCUAGAGCUUCACCCGGCGGCCCCCAGAUCCAGAGGCCCUAGUAGGCAGGUAAGUACAGGGUGCGAAGGAGGUGGUGGUAAGGAUCCUUCAUAGAGUUUACCCAUUGGGCUCCAAGUAGCUUGUAUGUUUA
This is a messenger RNA of Peromyscus eremicus (cactus mouse), 899 nucleotides long. RefSeq names its product transforming growth factor beta receptor 3 like (gene Tgfbr3l). The record is from RefSeq and is a predicted model, not a curated record. Lineage: Eukaryota; Metazoa; Chordata; Mammalia; Rodentia; Cricetidae.